GUUCUGAGACAAGACGAAACUUUCAUUUGAAAUAUUAAAGAUGGUGGAGGCGGAGAGCGGCUCCCUCAUGUUGGAGAAUGAACGGCAAAGACAGCAGUACGAAAAAUGUCUUGAUGAGAUAGCCAAUCAGGUGGCCCAGGCCUUGUUGGCGCACAAGGGAGCUAUCUUCAAAAUGGUUGUCUCUUUACCUCAUAUGUAGCUCUACGUGUCGAUUUAAUACAUUUAUUUCUUAUAAUAUCAAUCUAUAUUUUUCAUUAAUAUUUUUUAACAAAUAUAAAACUUAAUAAAUACCAUACUUUUUCUGUUCAAGAUAUUAUUGAUGUUUCAUGACUACAGAUAAAAGGAAAUUGAUUUAACCCAUUGAUGCCUAAUUUGCCUUCCUGCAUCAACAAUGGAACAUAACUCAGUUUUUAAAUGUAGAAUAGUUAUUUAAAUUUUUAUUAAAUUUAAAAAUGAAAUGUUAUAAUCAAGAUACAAAAAUAAGGUUAUUAAGAGAAAAACCUUUUAAUUAUCAUAUCUGAAGUUGACCAUCACGUAUUGAACACAAAUUUGAAAGCUGUCUGGUGAACUUUUGAGAAAAGUAAAUUGUAAUUUUUUUGGGCAUUUUAAGACAUAUUAGAACUUGGUAUUUGUUGGUUAUAUAUGAAGAUUUCUUUCUAUCUGACAUUUUAAAUUUAAGAUCAUUUGAUUCAAGAGGCUUCGUUUCAUGAAUAUUUUUAGUAAUUAAAAAAAAAAAAAAAGUAUGAAGUCGUUGACCUCUUUGGGCCACAUAAUUAACUCAACUUUACUUUGGAGAAAGCACACCGCCCUAACUGCCUAUGAGCACAACAGCUUUUCAAAUAUAUAAAUUCUUGUCAAGAAUAUGUUGUUUUUUUAGGUAUAAUCUUUUUAUUUUCUUCUAAUAGUUAAUACAAGAAGAAGCUAUGCUUAUAAGCCAAGCCUAUAUGUAUAGAUUGCUUACAACCGGACUCUUGUCUGAAGUGGACUCUUGUCUUGUCUGAAGUGGACUCUUGUCUUGUCUGAAGUGGACUCUAGUCUGAAGUGGAAUCUUGUCUGAAGUGGACUCUUGUCUUGUCUGAAGUGGACUCUUGUCUGAAGUGGACUUGUCUGAAGUGGAAUCUUGUCUGAAGUCGACUCUAAUCUUGAUCAUGGGCAAGAAUGUACCAUGUGAGUUCAUCUUAAAUUUUUAACAUAUUUCAAUAGAAAAUGUCAUACAUAUUUGAUGCUGUUUUUUUUAACCUUUAGUAAUAUCCUGAAAUUUUAAUUGCUUUUAAAUUGUUUUCUAGAUUUAUCAAUAGAAUAAACUUAAGCGUUACCCAACUGGAUGGCCCAUCACCAGCCCCAAGAGUGGAACAACCAGCACCACAAUGGAAAGCUACAAAAACAGAUCUGCCAGCACCAACCAUUGUAAUCAAGAGAUUAAACAACUCACCAGCCACUGUAAGCUGCAGGGUUUAAAGGGACUAUAAAUCUUUACCUAAAAUAAAUUAUUUACACUUAAAAAAGAACAAAUUUCAAGUGUAAAAAUAAAAUAUAAAAAGUUAAACGUUAUUCCUCUAUCCAAAACAUUUUCAUGUAAGCUUCAAUUUAAAAUUGUAUAUCCUAUAACUUUUGCUGAGCUACUUAUAGAAUCCCAUAAUAGUAAAAUAAAUAAUCAAAAUUAAGUUAUAAACAGACUUAAAAACAUGUUACUCUGAUCUUAAAUUAUUGUAAUCUUCCUUUUUUUAAACCUGCAGAAGUCUAAAUCAGGAAGAACAAGUACAUUAGAAGGAAUCAAUGGAUUCUGAGGGACUAAGUACUUCAUCAAAGGAGGGCCUCAUUGGAUUCUGAAAGACUAAGUACAUAUUGGAGUCAAGAUUAGGAGCUCAUUGAAACCAAAUAAUUGCAUUCAUUACAUUUGACAGUGAUAUUUAUAUUUAAGUAUGAUUAUUACACCAGUUCAGUGGUUCUCAACAUGUAGGUCAGACAUCCCAGGGGAAUGUGCAACAAAAACCAGAAAUUUGAGUGGUUUUUAAAUUUUUUUAAUGUUUAUCUUAUAUGCAACACCUUUCAUUUUAAAUUUAAAAAAAAAUGAAUGUGGGCCUCAACAACAUUGCAAAGCUAUCCAGGGGUCACUGUCUAAAAAGGCUGAGAACCGACAGCACUAACCAUUAAUUUAAUAAAUUGUCGGAAUGUUUAAAAAAAAUUGUAAUCCUCAUUUGCAUAUCACAUGACUUUUCAUAACUGCCGAGUAAGUAUACAGUCUAUACAAUCUAUCUCCUCUGCCAGUCUGAUAUGGUGGCUCUUAAUAACUUGAAUGACAAUCAUUUACAGGUCAAAGAAUACUACUUCUGUCGAUUUUCUGCCUCUUAGGAAGUUUUGUAAAUGGUUGGCUUUCUAUUCCACAGCUACCUCUCUUUUAUAUUGUACAAGCUCUUUUUAGGUUCUUUCGUAGUUUUGUGUUACACUUUCUGCCCAUCUUAUAACGCUGUCCUGGGAAGUGAGCUUAGUGGUAUUCUACAAAUAUACCCAAGGGGCCUCCGGUAAUUAUCUGCUUUUAAUUCAUGCCCUUUUCAACACAGAUGUUGUUGCUCUUGAUUGACAUUUCAUUUCUUCAUUGCAUCGUCUUUGGUCAGAAUUUUUCUAGUUCAGCAUUAUAGGCAUUUGGUUUCUAGCUUCCAUUUGAAUGUGAUAGUGGUCUUCCAGCAUAGAUAAUAAUCAACACAUUGUCACCAUCACAAUUGUCACACCUCACUUCCUAGGCACGUACACUCUCAAUGUUAUAUGUGUAGAUAUAGUUUAUGAUACUAUAUGUGCAGAAAAAGUAGUUUAUAUGUGUAGAAAAUUUUGUUUUUAGGAUAUUUUAGGUGCAGAAAAAUAUUUUAUAUUAUGUAAUGUGUUAUAUAUGUAGAAAAAUAGUUUC
Lymnaea stagnalis (great pond snail) is the source of this 2902-nucleotide messenger RNA. NCBI's taxonomy places the organism in Eukaryota, Metazoa, Mollusca, Gastropoda, Lymnaeidae. The record is from the annotation of a GenBank genome assembly.